This is a messenger RNA of Penicillium verrucosum, 1995 nucleotides long. RefSeq lists its product as uncharacterized. The transcript is spliced from 5 exons. Gene Ontology annotation, molecular function: protein binding. NCBI's taxonomy places the organism in Eukaryota, Fungi, Ascomycota, Eurotiomycetes, Eurotiales, Aspergillaceae. Bases 1 to 1995 code for a protein of 664 amino acids. The record is from RefSeq and is a predicted model, not a curated record.
AUGAGCAUUCGGUCCAAAAUUCUGAGCGACGAAGAGAAGGACAUCAUGAAAUGGGUGUCAAAUGAGCCCUUCUCAGAGACUCAAAGUGAUAACCAGGAGAUACGGUCUCCUGAUACAGGCAAUUGGCUUCUCCAGUCAACGGAAUAUGAACACUGGAAGGCUUCUGCCGGGAGUAUGCUCUGGCUUCCUGGCGUUGUCGGUUGUGGGAAAUCAAUCCUUUGUUCAACCAUCAUCCAGGAUAUUCAUGAUCAAUGCAAGAAAGAUGGAUCAAAAUCGCUAGGGUACUGGUAUUUUCAAUUCACGCAAAAACGCAGUGUGGAAAAGAUGAUACGAUCUUUGAUUCGGCAGCUCAGUCGAAGCCCCUUGGCAGACUCGGUCACUGAGGCUUGGGAGUACCACAGUAGGAGAGGUGGCCAGCCAAACCGGGAAGCCUUCUUAACCAUGCUUGAUGAUGUGAUUACCAGCACACCUAAGGACGUCUUUCUUGUCUUCGAUGCGCUUGAUGAAUGCCCGACAGACAAAAAAGAGCGACAGCAGCUGCUUAACUUCUUGGUCAAUCUUGUCAAGCGACACCAGAAUAUUCACAUUGUUGCUACUGGUCGACCGGAACGAGAUAUCGUGACAAAAAUGGACAUGUUCCCAUCAAUUGACCUAGCAGCUCGACUAGAAAAAGACGUGGAAAUAUUUGUGCGCGAUAAAAUCGACGAUGAGGACGGUCACCUCGUUGAUGUGAGCACGGAAAUUAAAGCCUCCAUUCUGGAAGCUCUAUUGAGCACCGGAGAACGACGGUUCAGGUGGGCUAGUCUCCAGAUCGAACGACUGAACAAGUGCCCCAACGAGAAUCUAAUCAAGGAGGCUCUGCGCACGCUACCCAGGGACCUUGAGCAAACCUAUCAAGCAAUUGUGAACAAGAUUGUAGAGGACGGCUAUGGGUCUCUUGCUCGCCCGAUGCUAAUGCUACUGUGCUUCCCGGCGGGUCCUUUGCACUUAAAGACAGUCGCAUCUCUAGGGGGCUUGACGUCACCUGCAUGGGUUGUGGAAAUAUGCACAUCAUAUCUGCUCUCGGUAUCGGGUGAAUUGGUCAAAUUAGCGCACUAUUCUGUGAAAGAAUUCCUGGUCAAUUCAGAUGAUCGCCAGAAUAGCAAUGAGUGUUGCUUCUUUGAGGUCUCUGCGCAUCAAACCUUGGCCAUGAUGACAGUUGACUCGCUCCUUGAGCAGAAUAAGCAAUUGGACAAAGAGACAGCAAUGCCGCAGCCCUUCUUGGUCUUCGCUGCAGUCUACUGGUCGACUUAUACCACUGCAUUAGGAACUUCUUCCGCAUGGCCCGAAGGCCUUCAGGAUAAAGUGGACCGUCUGUUCACUGAGCCUACUGUUUAUUUCAAUUGGCUUCGCAUAGCAGACAAUCACAACAAUCCCAACGGUGGCCAAUGGAAUUGGCUUCCUGAGGAGUGUCCGCUACCCAUCUAUCGAGCCAUAGAACUCUCCCUCACACACACAGUGGAUACCCUCGUCAAGCAGGGCAUAAAUCCACUCGAAGAGCCCGGGGACCUCAGAUCUCCUUUGGAUGAAGCCGUUGCGACGGGCCGCUUUGCAGUAGUGAGCAUGCUGCUAAAGAAGAAUCUCCCGAUCAAUAGCCAAGAUGCGAAUGACAUGAUUCGCUCAAUGGAUACUGAUUUCCGUACUGGCGAAAACGAGACAAUGACAGGAGAGCUGCAAGAGGUCCUACGUGCAAUGUGGGAUAUGGGACUCAUGGGUGAUCAGUCACAAGUCACCAACAAAACUAUUUCCGAAGAGUUCAUUCGUCAUUCUCUGAUGAAUCAUGACUUAUCGGUUCCAAUACUGAGCGAGCUUCUGGACUGGCGCGAGGCAGGGUCAGUCUCAUUCACCCUUCCUGAAGAUACCCUAUCGCUGGCAAUGAGUAGCUCCUAUCGUGGUGACGAAUUGAUGACCUUGUUGCUUCAAAAGUGCGAUUCUGAGAUUCACGUCCCCCCCUGA